Molecule: messenger RNA, 2329 nt
Organism: Ruditapes philippinarum (Manila clam)
Lineage: Eukaryota; Metazoa; Mollusca; Bivalvia; Venerida; Veneridae
Product: U3 small nucleolar RNA-associated protein 25 homolog
Exons: 22
Coding region: 38-2311 (757 amino acids)
Biological process (GO): maturation of SSU-rRNA from tricistronic rRNA transcript (SSU-rRNA, 5.8S rRNA, LSU-rRNA)
Cellular component (GO): nucleolus; small-subunit processome
Molecular function (GO): rRNA binding; U3 snoRNA binding
Source: RefSeq, a predicted model, not a curated record
ACUGAGUUUUCAAAGCGGUAAAUCGAGUUCAUUCACCAUGGGUAGGCAUGAGAAAAGGAAACGAAGGACUAUUGACUUGAAUUUCUUAUCUAAAAAGCACAGAAAAAUUUACAGAGAUGAUGGCAAAAAUAAAACAGCUGAUCGUAGUGACAAGCAAGAAGAAACAAAAGCUGAAAAUAAAAUUGAGGAAAAGGAAAUUGCUGAGUCAUCAUCUUCAGAAGAUGAAGCCAAUCCAUAUCAGCAGCUGCUUGCAACACUUGAUGACAAAGUUCAGUCUGAUCAAGAUUCAGAUGAGAAUAUUGAAAGUGAUGAUGAUGAAGGUGGUGGUGGUGAUGAUGAUGAUGAUGAUGAUUUAGAGGAAGAUAAUAGUGCAGUAAAUGAAGAGUUAAAUACUCUUCUUGAUGAAGAAGAUGGUACUGACAAAAGUAAACACAAAACUGAUGAUAGUGAUGAUGAUGAUAGUGAUGAUGAUGGUGAUGAUAGUGAUGAUGAUGAAGAAGACAACAAUGAUGUUGAAGAAUCAGACAGUGAUGAAAGUGAGGAUUUAACAGAAGUUGUAGCAGAUUUUGAUGAUGAUGAUGAAAUUGACAAUACUUUACAAGAAACUGAUCCAUUUAUUGUACACUUUGAGACAGAUCUUGAAGAAAAGAUUAUAGAAGAAUUAUCUGGUUGUAAAUCUUGUAACAAGGAAGAAAUAAAGGUUGUAGGUGUUGGACAAGCCUGUCAUAAGUGGUCUGUCAGUCAGCUGAAACAGAAUAUUUCACACAGGAAAGAAAAAGACUUAGUCUCCCAACAUGUAAAACAGUCAUUGGCAGAUAAUGUAGCAACAGCUAACAGAAAAAUGUGUAAAGUAAAAUCAGAUGAACUUACAGGUUUACAAGAUGGGCUAUUUUCCAUUAUGAACAAUUAUCAGGAUAUAUUUUAUUCAGAGAGGAGUCAUUCUAAUGGGGAGGAGAUACGACUUGUGUACUGUCUACAUGCUCUGAAUCAUGUCUUAAAAACAAGAAAACGUGUUAUAUCACACAACACCAAGAUAAAACAGAAGGCUGGUAACUUGGAUGUUGAUGAGGAGUUUAGGGAUCAAGGAUUAACAAGACCAAAGGUGUUGAUGAUAUUACCAUUCAGAGAGUCUGCUAAAAGGGUUGUAGAUAUGUUUAUUCAACUUCUUAAUCCAACAGAUCAGGGUUUUGUGGCCAACAAGAAAAGGUUUUACAAAGAGUAUAGUCUGGCUGAGGAAGAGGAACCAAAGAAAGGCUUUAAACCAGAGGAUUUUGAAGCAACAUUUGAGGGCAGUAUUGACGAUUAUUUUCGUAUUGGUAUAAGUGUAGCAAAGAAAACACUCAAGUUAUAUACCAAGUUCUAUGCUGCAGAUAUUAUUCUGGCCUCACCUCUUGGUCUUAGAACUCUCAUUGGAUCAGAAGGAGACAAAGAGAGAGAUUAUGACUUCCUCAACUCUAUAGAAAUGUUGAUCAUUGACCAAGCUGAUGUCCUCAUGAUGCAAAACUGGGAUCAUAUACUGCAUAUUAUGCAGCAUCUUCAUUUACAACCUCAAGAGUCACAUGGUGUAGACUUCUCUAGGGUGAGAAUGUGGACACUUAAUGGCUGGGGGAAGUAUUACAGGCAGAGUAUGGUGUUCCGUUCUGUUCCAGUCCCAGAAAUAUCAGCAUUGUUUAAUAAACAUUGUCACAAUUAUGCAGGAAAGGUGGAGUUUAUACGUCCACCAAGUACCGGCACUAUAUGUCAGAUUACUGCUCAGCUUCCUCAGGUAUUUCACCGUAUUGAUAGUACAGCAUAUAGCAAGGUUCCAGAUGACAGAUUUGAUUUCUUCAUUAAAAAGGUUUUUCCUCACCAUUCAGUUGCUGGAAUGUCACAGACACUUAUAUUUAUACCAUCAUAUUUUGACUUUGUUAGACUGAGGAACUAUUUCAAGAGAGAAGAAAUCAACUUUGUUCAGAUUUGCGAGUACACAAAGGAUAAAACAGUGAACACUGCCAGGAAUUUAUUUUAUCAUAAAAAAGUUCCUUAUCUUUUGUACACAGAAAGGUUUCAUUUCUAUAAAAGGGUAAAAUUGCGCGGUAUUCGUCACAUUGUGUUUUAUGGUUUACCACAGUACCCGAUUCUGUACAGUGAAAUGUGUAAUAUGCUACACGACGCUAAGAGCAAACACCGUGCAGAUAACCAGACAUGCACUGUGAUAUAUUCAAAAUAUGACGCUCAGAAGUUAGCAGAAAUUGUUGGCACAGAACGUGCAGGGCAGAUGGUUCAUUCGCCGAAAUCUGUACAUAUGUUUGUUACAGGAGAAAAUGGCUAAAUAAAUUUCAAAGAGACA